UUCGACGUCUUGCAAAAGCAGAUAAAGAGACAACAACUUUUCGCAUUUUACUUCAAAAAAUAUACCUUUUGGAACAAGAAAAUGGCUCCAAAAAGGAAUGGCUGAUAUACCACUGGGUUCUACGCUUCAGUAACGUAUCAAUUAUAAUUCAAUAGUGGGGAGAACAUCGAGCCUCAGCAGCACGAAUUAGUGAAAGAUGUCGUCUGUUCACUACAAGUUCAAGAGUAGCAUCGAGUAUGACACGGUCACGUUUGAUGGGCUGAGCAUUUCUCUGGCGGAUCUCAAGAAGGCUAUAUGUGCCCAGAAGAAAAUAACCAGGGCAGAGUUUGACCUUCAGAUCACAAACGCUCAGAAUAGAGAAGAGUAUAUCAGUAAUGAUGACUUGAUCCCAAAGAAUGCCUCAGUAGUGGUAGUGCGAGUGCCCAUCGGUGGACUACGGGCCAACAUCACAGCGGAGCCUACGAGGACCGACGGCCAGCAGAAACCAGGUGAAGAUGCUACUAGAUUGACGGUUGACCAACUCAAGAAGACUCAUGAUAUUGCCAAUGCUAACGCUUCUGAAGCUGACAAAAUCCAGGCUGCUCUGUACCAGUCUUAUCAUGACUACGACCCUUCAAAAUUUGAGCGAUAUGGUAGAUAUGGUGGUGGAGGUAAUAUCCGUCCCAGCCAGAACUACACAUGUAAUCGAUGUCGUAAGCCAGGUCACUUCAUCCGGGACUGUCCAGUCAGAGGGCCGCCGCCGGAACCUGGACGUCCAGCUUACUCCAACCCACGCUUCCCCAGAGUCAGCACAGGAAUCCCAAGAGAGUUUAUGCAAACUGUUCAGGACCCCUCCACCAAAGGAGCCAAGCUAACAAGCUCGGGUCACUAUGCCGUGCCCAAAAUAGACUACAACGCCUACCAGACCAUCAAGAAGGAGAAACAUCCUUUCUUGAAGAGCAACUCCCCAGAGCAUGAGGAGGAAAAGGUCGAAAUCCCUGAGCAGUUAUUGUGUCCACUAUGCAGUAAUCUCAUGACUGACUCAGUGCUGAUUCCAUGCUGUGGAGAAAGCUUCUGUGAUGAAUGUAUCAGGAACUAUCUGCUGGAGACUGACGACCAUGAAUGUCCGACCUGCAAAGAGACUGAUGUGUCACCAAACUCCCUCAUCCCCAACAAAGCUCUCAGACAGAACGCCAUGGAUUUCCAAAACGAGACGGGUUUCGUCAAGAAGAUUGUUCAGAAACCUCGACGUCGUCCAGUGAAGCCUGUGUCCCCGCCACCGCCACCUCCCCCUCCCCCACGUACCCAGCCCAAGCCUGCACCUGUGUCAUCAGUGUCCACAGUUGUGACAAACUCCAAGCCGGAUGUAGACCAGCCCAAGCAACAAGUACCUGUUCUUGAGAGAAGACCAUACACACCAAGAUUGAGUGCGCCAAGAAUGAAUGGCCCAAGACCUCAGUCGGACUACCAACCUAGACACAGCAUGAACAAUCAGCCAAGACAUCCAAUGGAUGGUCAUGGCGGUGGUCCAAGAUACCCCAGCCCCAGAUACCAAGGUCCACCAUCUAAUCAUCAAGGCCCAAGGCCCAGCUAUGACAACAGGCCACCUCCUGGACACCAUGGUGGACCCCCUCCAAACAUGGGACCACAUGUUCCCCCUCCACCUUCACACCAAGGACCCCCUCACCAAGGCCCUCCGCAGCAAGGACCCCCGCAUCAAGGACCUCCGCACCAAGGACCCCCACAUCAAGGACCUCGACACCAAGGUCCUCGGCACCAAGGCCCUCCACACCAAGGCCCACCACACCAAGGCCCACCUCAUCAAGGCCCUCCCCAUCAAGGACCUCCAUCAGGUCCCCCACACCAAGGCCCUCCACAUCCAGGCCCCCCACACCAAGGGCCUCCACACCAAGGCCCACCCAAUCAGGGCCCACCUCGUCAGGGCCCACCUCAUCAAGGCCCGCCUCAUCAAGGCCCCCCACAUCAAGGUCCCCCUCAUCAAGGUCCCCCUCAUCAAGGUCCCCCGCACCAAGGUCACCCUCCUAGAGGGCCCCAUCCAAGAGGCCCACCAAGAGGCCCACCACAGCAGCAGCCACGAUUCCAAGGACCUCCACAGCAAGGUCCACCUCGUGGCCCAUCACCUCGAGGCCCGCCGCCCCCAAGACCUCCUUAUAAUCACCAGCACCCUCCUUUCCAAGGACCCCCUGGGUCAGGCCUCCUACCACCUCGCCCCCAAGGCCCUCCACAGCGUCACCCUGGUCCCCCACCACAACAUGGAGGCCCACCGCCACCUCAAGGUCCGCCAUCGGCAUCGCAACCAAACUACCAGGGACCGCCUCAACCCUUGCCUCCGCCUCACCAACAAGGGCCGCCACCACCGAACCAGGGACCACCAAACCAGGGACCACCAUCGGGUGCACCACCUCCAAACAUGCCUCCUGCUCCCAUAACAGGACCUGCACCACCCAUGGUUCCUGGUCCACAUCCACUACAAGGUUCUCCAAUCAUUGAAGGGAUUCCACCUCCUGACCUGGCACUACCUCCGACUGUACCUCCUUUUGUACCAGCUGGACCUGGAACUAGGCCCCUGACGGAGCAGGAAUUCUACGAGGAGAAAAUGAGACUUAAACAUGAAGAACCUAAAAAACUAGACCCCAUGGAUGCAUUUGCACAAGAGCUGAUGGAGUACAAACGCAACCCAAAACAAAGAAAGCCUUCCCCAUCUCGCAGUAGGUCAUCUCGUUCCAGUAGCCACUCCUCCUGGUCAAGCUUCUCGAGCUCAAGAUCAAGGUCCUCAUCUCCAUCCGGCUCUAGGGGCAGAUCUAGGUCUAGGUCCAGAUCGCGAUCUCGGAACAAAGUCAAACGAAGAUCUCGAUCGCGCUCGAUAUCAAAACCAAGACAACGUCGAAGAACGCGGUCCAGGUCAAGAGACAACAAGCGAAGGCAGCCAGUGCAGAGAUCUCGGUCGCCGCGGCAAAGAUCUCGCUCCCGGCACCGUUCUCUGUCUCCUCGUAGACAGCGGCGAUCAAGAUCACGCUCCUUUCCUAGAAUACGAGCUCCACUCAGACCCAAGCCAUACGUGCAGAGACGGUCUCCUAAUAGACCCAGAUCACCCCGUCCAUUUUUCAAUCAGAGAUCUCCUCGUUACCAACGAGACCAUUCUCCAUUUCCUCGUUACGACCCACGCUUCGAUCAACGAUUUGACCCCCAACAACCUCCUGCUAUGCAUUCCUACCCGCCACCACUUAUGCUACCAGCCCAUCCUGAGGAGCACUUUCCUCCUCAGCGUUUCCCGGAGGAAAGAUUUCCGAGAUAUGAUCAACCUUACAACCCAGACUUUAAUGGAAGACCAGAUUUCAGACCUGACUUCCGACCAGAUUUUAGACCUGACAUGAGACCUGAUAUGAGACCACAUGCACAGUACCCAGAUGCUCAUGAUGAACAAUAUAAUAUGUAUAGAAACCAGUACCCCGACGGCUAUCCAGAUAUGCCACCUCUUGCCCCAGGCGAUCCACAUGAUGCACCAUUUGACAGACAAUCGUGGGAGCGUCAAAACCACUCACCGUUUCGAGAAUCAGAUUCCAGACCUCAUCGAACAAGCCGAGAAAGAGACAGGCAUAGAAGAGGUGAUGGGGAGAGAUCGAAGGAUAAGGAGGUCAAAGAAAGAGAUAGAAAUAAGGAAAAUGUUGAUAAGAGGAGGAGCCAAGAAAAAGGUAAAAGUCGAGAUCGGAGCAGGGAAAGAGACAAGCAUGAAAGAGACAGGAGCAGGGAAAGAGACAGGAGCAGGGAAAGAGACAAGCAUGAAAGAGACAAAAGUAGAGAGACGGAGAAAUCCAAGGAAAGAGAGGAAAGGAAAGACAAAGACAGAGAGUGGAGCAAAGCUAAGGAAAAGGGACGUGAGCGAAAACAUUCAAGCUCAAAACACAAACGGAAGCACAAGCACAAAGAGGAUAAACCAGAUGACAAACAGACUGCUAAGAUUGAAGACAAAAAUGAUGACAAGGGAAAGACAGUUGAUAAAGAGAAUGCCAACGUCGUGGAGGAAAACUCGGACGCUCUCAAAAAGAUGAAAUCUCCUAAGCACAAAAAAACAAAGAAGAGUAAGAAAUCGGACUCCGAAGCCAAGAAUGUUGGCGAGGACAAAGAUGGCACUAAGGUUAAGAAGGAGAAGAAGAAUAAGGAUGAAAAGAAAAAGAAGAAAAGAAAGGUUGGUGCCAAAUCAGAAUCCGGUACGGAGCAACCAUCAAACUUGGACGAACCCAAAGCAAAGAAAGCCAAGAUUGAUGGUGACAAGGAACAAAUAAAAAAAUCAAAGAAGGAGGGCAAGAAGACUAAGAAAACUAAGUUGCCUAAGACUCUAAAUAAGGAGAACCAAUUAGAGACGGAUAUUUCAAAAAAAUCAGCCAUCAUAGCGGAUUACUCGAGCACAAGCUCAGUGGGCGGCAGCCCUGCCCCGCUAAAAACUGUUCUGGAUUCCUCAACCACUGACUUGAUAAAGACAGAAAUCAAAGAAGAAUCAGUUGAAGAUGAGAGGCUUGUCGUCCAAGCAAGAGGGCACAGAGCCUCAACCGAUUGGGGAAAUCCUUCUGAUCAGCUCGAAAGUAAAUUGCCUCCUGGUAAACUUUCUGACGGAUCUAUGAAACCAAAGGAAGAGCCCAUGGAGACGGGGGAAUCGACUCCAAGUAAAGACGUGGACACAGAAUCAAAAGAUAUAAAAUCAGAGGCUCAAAGCCCAGUUCACAAAACUGAAAACACUCCUCAGGAAAGUGACGAUAAAAAGUUAUUGACGCCUAAACUUGAGAGGAAUAUCAGCAUGCAAUCAGAUGACGCUAACAGUGAUCUAAUCACUGUGACAGUCCCUGUAUCACGGUGGGACAAGGACGAGUAUGAAUCAGAGCCAUCACCAGGACCAUCAGCUGCCCAGACACCAAAGACGCUGCUCGACUUGGAACACAGCGAAGAAACCUUUGAGCCAGAUUAUGAAGAAGAAUUGGACAUAGAGAAAGAGACUACAAAACCAGUUGAAGGCGAAAAGAAAUCUGAAAGUUUCUCAGAUGUGAAGAAGGGCCCUGUUAAAGAAAGGAAACCCAGCUCCAGCAAGGACCGAAGAAGUCCAGCAAAGGACAAAAAGGACAAAAAGGUGAAGGAAAACAAAACAAGCCCACCAAGAAAAAGAAGAAUUAGCCCUAUCAGAGCUCCAUCAAGCCCUCGACCGAAAAAGACCAGCCCUGUUAGAACUUCAUCGAGUCCUAAGGCAAAAGACAGAAAACACAGUCCAGUGCCGGCUAAGAAACGAAGCCCAACAAGAGAGAGAAAGAGCAGUCCUGCACAUAUCAAAAGAAGCAGUCCAAGCCGAGAAAGACACAGGAGCCCGUCAAGGGAACAGACAAGGAUGCGUAGCCCCAGUAGAGAAGUUAGAAUCAGUCCUGCUAGAAACAGACGACAUGGAAGCCCAGUGAGGGAGAGAUGGGUUCCAACAAACCGAGAAAAAGGGAGUCAAGGUAGAGAUCGCAGAGAAAGUCCACCUCGAGAAAGGGGGAGUCAGGGUAGAGAUCGCAGAGAAAGCCCACCCCGAGAAAGGGGAAGUCAAGUUAGAGAUCGCAGAGAAAGCCCACCCCGAGAAAGGGGAAGUCAAGUUAGAGAUCGCAGAGAAAGCCCACCUCGUGACCGGGGAAGUCAAGUUAGAGAUCGCAGAGAAAGCCCACCUCAUGACAGGGGAAGUCAAGUUAGAGAUCGCAGAGAUAGCCCACCUCGAGAAAGGGGAAGUCAAGUUAGAGAUCGCAGAGAAAGCCCACCUCGUGACAGGGGAAGUCAAGUUAGAGAUCGCAGAGAUAGCCCACCUCGAGACAGAAGACCAAGUCCAACCAGAGAGAGAACCCAUAUCCCUAUCAGAGACAGAAGAGGCAGCCCAAGUAGAGAAAGACGGCGAAGUCCAGUACAGGAGAGACGACAUAGUCCUGUUCGGGAGAUAAACACCAGAGAAAGAAGGGCAAGUCCGGGAAGAGAUCGUAGAAACAGUCCUUCUAGGGAACGGUAUUUAAGUCCCAAGCGAGAGGCAAGAUUAAGCCCUUCAAGGGAUCGGAAGCAGAGCCCAGAGCGGCGUAGGAGAGUCAGUCCAGUUGUAGAGAAGAUGGAAUCCAAGAGCCGGAAGGCGAGGAGUCCUAGCAAGAGCUCAAGCAGCAGCAGUAGCAGCGAGGAAGAAGAGAGUUCAAGCAGCUCCAGCGAGGAGAGUAGCCCAAGCCGAAGCCCCAGCAAGGAAAGGAGCUCAAAGAAGAAACACAAGAAACACCGAAAGCACAAGAAACAUAAGAAGACUAGUAAGAAGUCCAAAAAGGUAUCUUCACAUAAACACAAACACAAAAAGAGCAAGAAGAAGAAGAGUAAACAAAAGGAGUAAGGAAUUGCAUUUAAAAAGAAAAAAUUAUCUGGUUUGUUGACUCUCACUCUAGUCUUAUUUCUUACCGACUAGUAGGUAACCCCUCCUGACCUGUCUAAGAAGUAUAAUAAAACAAGAAGUUUUCUUCUUCUUUUUCUUUUCUUUUUUCUAGCAAAUUUAAAAAAGAAAUGUCAAGCCAACAGUCCUCCUGACUUAUCAAAAAAGUAGCCGAUAUGUUUAAAAAGUGCAUUCAUUGUUUUGUGUGUACAAAAAAGAUUAUCAGCCCCCCAAAAAAUCAAAAUGUGACCAGAAUUGAGAGACGCCAAAAAUGUUUUAUAAAAAAGGAAUAGAUAAUUACCGAAUGACAUAAUAAUGGCACUUUAAAGUUGGUGUUAAUUUCAAAAUAUAUGUUCUGGACAUUUUAUGUUUGUAUCAAUCUGUGCUUUUCACCCUACUUUGCUUAAAAAGCUGGGCACAUUAUGAAGUUUUACUAUAGCUGAAAAUGAGGUAAUUUUUAUGAUCUUGGGUUUAUAAUUUGUAUUAAACAUAAAGACUUUUUGUUUUUUUAAUCAAGAAAUUAAAUCAAGAUUUUUGUUUUGACUUUAGUAAUAUUAAUUUGACAAAAAUCAAGAAUGGAAUGACAAUGUUGUUCCUAAUUCAAUCUAAUUUGCUACUUGACUUUUCUUUCGCUGUAGUUGAUUUGAUAUAGAAGUCAGAGCUGGAAUGUUUUAACAAGGAUCAUAAGUUUGUCCUUAAAACUUUAAGGUGCUUGGUCUGAUUUUUGAUUUAAAUUUGAAAUGGCUAUUUUUAUAGAUUUAAGAAAGUUUCAUAUUUCAUUUGAGGUAUUGCACAGAAAAAAAGAUCCACCAAAGAUAAGUGGUAGUUAGCUAAAAACUAAAAAGAGCCGUUGUUGACAUCCUGCCACCAUCGGCAAUGUACACUUUUGCAUGUUAUAGUUGUUGUGCUAUGUUUGUUUUUCAUUUUGAAACAGCAUCUGUAAAAACUUGCUCAGAGGAAAAUGAUGUUAUUUUUGUAUGAAAGCUCAUUGAUUAAAAAGUUAAAAGCAUUACUAACUUUCAGAGAAGUUGUGCAAGCUGAAAUAUAAGAUGCACAAAAUAUUGUUUUCAUUGACGCAAUUUAUUCAGCCUAAAGUGCACAAACUAGCCUAACUGGAUUUUCUUUCUUUUCACCAAGUUUUAUGUUGAAACUUGAACAUGACUCACGGUGUGUAUUGAAGACUAGCACAUUUCUCUGACUAAAAAUGAAAACUGUCCCCUUGUUCUUCAUUAUUCCACACAGGGAAAAUUAAAAACACUGGGGUUCCAAGAAUCUCAAGUUUUUUUUGGAAAUUUUCGGAUAAAGUGUUGUGGGUUUUGUUGUUUGUUUGUUGCGUUGAUUGGUAUUGUUUGCAAUAUGUGUAUGUUGUGGAAAGUUGUUCAUUUCAACUUUAUAGUAAGGAAUACACAAUGAAGAAUAGCUGCACAGUUGAAGUUGCAAUAUAAUUUUCAAGGAGAUCAUUAUUGUCAAAUUUAUGUUAUAUGUAAAGCUUUUGUUUUUAUCAUCAUAAUCAUAAGAUUUACUGUGUCUAAAAGAAUAGCAGGGGAUGUGGAUUGCAGGUGAGGCUCUUUCCCCUCUUGCCAUUGAGUGAAUGUGAAGCGAAUUGACGUGAAUUUGACAUCACAACUCUGCCCUCGCUCCGAAUUUGCGAGAGAGUUGAGCACAACUGGACUGUUGCGAAUGAUUCAUUGCAAAAUUUUAAUGUCAAAAUUCGUUUCGCAUUCGCAGGAAUUCUGAACCAGGCUUAAGAAAGGUAUCAUCAUGUUUUUGUGGGGUGUUUUAGUGGGUGGUAUUUGUGGAUUUCGGCUGCUAUUGGUAUUCAAAAUUAUGCUGAGAAUUUCAAAGACAAAUUGAGAUGAGGGAGAAGCAGUCGUGUACCAAUACCCCCAGGUGCCACAAACCCUAUAAUAAGAACCCAUUGGUGUACAUUGGGUCCAUGCAUUCCAAGCAUAUGCAAGGAACAACCAGGGCCCAAUUUCAUACAGCUAAAGAAUUGUCUGCUAAGCAGAAUAGAGCAGGAUACCAGUCGCAAAUUGUACAUGCGUCAUGGUAGUUUGGCUGGUAACCUUAUUCUGGUAAGCAUAAUUUUGUUAAGCUGAGCUACUACAUUGUAUUUGUGCAUAAGCAACUCAAUGAAAUUGGACCCUGUCUGUUGUAGUUGAAACAUCUCUCGCUGAACUUAACUUUUGGUAAUAACUUUACACUCGGUGAAGUUUUGUUGAAUACUCACGAAUGAUUAUGAAACUUGAUGCUUAACGCCUACAAGAAAUCUAGAGUUCUAAUAUUUUGUUGCUGCCUAUGUUUUUACAAUGUACACUAUUAAUUUACUUUGUGUUCCUGUUGGAAUUCAGUAAAAGAUAUUACUGCCAGCGUUUUGGACUUCUAUGCUGAUAACUCGUACACUAUUUUAAAAGUCUGAUUGUUUUUUUGUUUGGUAUAUUUUUGGUUUUUUUAAGUUGGAAUCAUGCAAGGCAUGUAAGUACUAGCUGUUUCUGGUAAAGUGUACUAAUUGAAUUUGUGUUAUCUUGUACAUAGUACGACAUGGAAUUGUGAAUAAAAGUUUAAGAAUAAAAUAUGAUCUUGUAAA
Molecule: messenger RNA, 8999 nt
Organism: Asterias rubens (European starfish)
Lineage: Eukaryota; Metazoa; Echinodermata; Asteroidea; Forcipulatida; Asteriidae
Product: E3 ubiquitin-protein ligase RBBP6-like
Exons: 13
Coding region: 197-6376 (2059 amino acids)
Biological process (GO): mRNA processing; ubiquitin-dependent protein catabolic process; protein ubiquitination
Cellular component (GO): nucleus
Molecular function (GO): zinc ion binding; nucleic acid binding; ubiquitin protein ligase activity
Source: RefSeq, a predicted model, not a curated record